AUGGUCGUUCACACCGUCGAAAUCUCGCUCGACAAAGCAGUUACGAAAAUGAGUGAAGUUGGACCACUUAGUGCUACCAUGCUCGUGAGAUCACGGAUGUUUUGGUCAAGCCUGGCCCCUAAUGAGAUCACUAUCUAUGGUUUUGAUCUCGGAGUCGAUAGCGAUUCUAUUCGAAUCACGGGGCAUGGACAAGCUACAGUGACGGAUACUCAAACAUCAUUCGUGGACCGAAAGGAGGCCUUUGAGGAUGUGUUCCCUGAAUACAAAUCUGAAGAUGAUUUCGAGUCCCUGGAUGAAGAGGACUCUGAUGACGAUUUUGGAGUCGAUAGAACAGAACUGGCAGCUGCACAAAAGGAAAGAACCCGCUUAGUAAACGCAUUGAAUGCUGCCCGAGACGAGCUGCGCACGUUCGAGACAUCAAAGGCCGUGCUUGAAGACUUUGUGGAAGGAAAACACAAUGAAAUUGAUCUCUCUACACUCGCGGGCUAUCUCCAUCAAUACCAACAGGAAAACAAAGAGCUGACGCUGAAGUGCCAGGAAGCUUCUGCGGCUACUGUGGAGUUGGAAAAAGAGCUAAAGACAGCUACAAACCUCGCGACCAAACUGCAACGGAGGUUUGAUCGCGCCAGAAACGCUGCAGCAAAGCCAGCCCGCGAAAAAAGGGAGCAGCUGCGAAAGGCCCUCCAGAAGAAAUCGUUGCAAAAACGUCAAGAAAAGGCGGAAGCGUUGAGCUUCUGGACGUCCCGAGUGAGGCAACUAGUCGUCCACCUCGACUGUUUCGGGGACUCUUCAGAUACCAGUCGCCGUAACUCGAUAGCUUCGACCAAAAAGCAAGAGCCGGCUACCGUCCUGGAUCCCAAUACAGUCAACUUUUCAUUGAUGUAUGUCACUAGAAACGCAAAAUGGUCACCUCGCUAUGAGUUGACUCUGAAUACGCCGACUUCGUCCGGGAAAAUGGUCUAUCGUGCCGAAUACCAAAAUACCUCUUCAGAAAUCUGGAGGGAUGUAAAAAUCAUUCUUUCAACCUCACAAACCACAUUUUCUGGCUUGAACGAAGUCAUUCCAUGGCUUCAUCCGUGGUUCGUCAAGUUACUCAAGUGUGACCCCCUUGAGCCCCCUUCAAAGGGUAAGGAUUAUUGGCAGGAGGGUUUAGAGAAUCGAGUUGAAGUGGAGGCUAGAAAACAGCGAAAACGUGCCGAAAACGUGCAAUUUCGUAGUGUACAGCACAUGCAAAUGGCACGACACGCAGUUUUUGAUCGGCCGCGUGGGUAUAAUCCACAGGGCCUCCCUUUACCGCCUCCUCCACCCCCAGCAGCAGCUCCGCGCAUUGUUGAGAGCCGCCAGUUGGCUCGAAGGAGUGAUCCUCGUCCUUUUCACGGAUCUGAAGCAGAAGCUGUCACGAGGGUGUCUGAACGGGGCCUAAAUUUACCCAGCCUUGUAGAAGACGACGCAACAUCGAGUGAUGACGAUGACGACGUCGCGACCCUGUAUGCCGGCUCUAAUGCUCUCGUGGUUCAAGAGUCAUCACAACAAAACUACGGGCUUACAACCACUUAUGAUAUCCCUGGCGUGCGUACUCUACGCCCGUCCUCAGUGUCGAGACGCCUACAGAUAGCCGAGCUGGAAUUACCUUCUGUCACUUUCUCUCAUCUUGUGAUUCCAAAAUUGAGGCCCGCCGCAUUCCUCAAAGCCAAGGUCACCAAUGCUUCAACAACCACCAUGUUGCGUGGCGAUGCUGGCCUUACGCUCGAUGGAAUCUUUCUUGGAACUACCAAAAUCCCUCACUGUGGGCCGAAAAACACCGCGAGUCUUUCCCUCGGAGUUGACCCGGGGAUCCAAGUCAAGUAUGCUAAGCCGACGGUGCGACGGUCGACAACCGGUUUCUUUAACAAGGAAGAUUCCGCUGUCUUCACCCGAUAUUGCAGAAUCAGCAACACGAAAUCAACUUCUGUAUCACUUCUGGUUCUCGACCAAGUGCCAACUAGCGAGGAUGAAAGACUUCGUAUCCGCAUCUUGCAGCCCGCGGGCCUCGACAAAGAUGGGGAUAAGGUCAAAAUCGGACCUGAUGCUGGCAGCCCCAAAUCGAACUGGGGUAAGGGGACUGUUAGCAUGGGAAAAUCUGGAGAGGUUGCAUGGGAACUUAAAUUGGAAAAGGGAGCAGAUAUCAAACUGGUCCUGGAAUAUGAGGCUAGGAUCCCAAGCGGACAGAAGAUCGCUGGAUUGAAUUGA
This is a messenger RNA of Uncinocarpus reesii 1704, 2229 nucleotides long. RefSeq lists its product as uncharacterized. Lineage: Eukaryota; Fungi; Ascomycota; Eurotiomycetes; Onygenales; Onygenaceae. The record is from RefSeq and is a predicted model, not a curated record. The transcript has 3 exons. Bases 1 to 2229 code for a protein of 742 amino acids.